GGGCUAUGUACGGAGGCUGUGCGCUGCAGAGACGCCCAAUAGCGGCGGAACAGAUUCGACUGACCUCUUACCCUGUUCCUGUCGCUGCUGGUGCGACUCGUGGUGGUGGUGGUGGUGGUGCUCUGGUCGUGGUACUACAGGUGGUGGUGGUACUGCUGGUGGUGGUGGUGGUACUGCUGGUGGUGUUGGUACUGCUGGUGCUGCUGGUGGUGGUGGUACUGCUGGUGGUGUUGGUACUGCUGGUGGCACUGCUGGUGUACAAUGCAGAGCGAGUUCGACGAGUCGGGCCUGCGCGCCACCGUCUCCUUCCAGCCUCUCCCUCCCUUCUGCUUCGACUGGACGGGCCGCGUCGCCGUGUGGUUCGUGCCGCGGAUCCUCUGGCUGACGCGGAUCGGCCUGGCCGAGCACGAGCGCGGCAAGGCCAUCUACCCCGGCGACCUGGACGACCCGCGGGCGCUGCUGUUCCUGCGCCACCUCGAGAUGUCCUUCGAGCCCGCCUUCUGGCGGGAGAUGACCUCCGCCAAGCGGACGGGCUUCCGGGUCUCGUUGGCCGUCGCCCACCUGGGACGGACCUCCUGGGCGAUCCGCGGGCGCCUGGAGGCGGGCCUGAACCCGGCGCCGCUCGCGGCGUUCGUCAGUCAGAUGGUCUACGUGGACGCGGAGAGCAGGCGCCCGGCGCCGCUGCCCGACUGGUUCCGCGAGACGCACCGGCGCCUGCGGGGCUCGCCCGCUCCCGGCCUCCCGCGGCCGUACGACGCCGGCGGCGCCGGGAGGCCCGCGGGUCCGUUCCGCUACGAAGUGACGCCGGGCGCCAGCAGCCUCGACGCGAGCGGGCACGUCCACCAGGGCGAGCACGUGCGCUUUUGCGCCGAUGCGCUGGCCGCCGGGCUGGCCGCGGCGGAGCAGGGAGGCCGCGGCGGUGGCGGAGGUCACGGCGGCGGAGGCGGAGGGGCGGGCGCGUGGAGCACGGCGCGGCUGGAGAAGCUCUCGGUGAUCUUCGCGGGGGAGGCGUUCGCCGGAGACUCGCUGCUCGUCGAGUCGUGGGUGGAUGCCGAGCGGCCGCGCUCCGUUCUCUUCGAGGUGUCCAGGCGAGGGAGGCCGCUCGUGCACAGCGCGUGGACGUUUCGGGACGGCGGCCCGCGGGCCUUGCGUGCCAAGCUGUGAAAAGUUUUUGCUGCAGUCUCCCGUGACGUUUGGGCGGCGUUCGCGACCUGGGUGGGUGGAUCGUUCUCCGUCCCUCGUAGAGGGUCCACGGUUUGUAAUGUGAUACGCGACGUCAACGCAGGAUGUCCGCUCGCUGUCGCAGAGAGAGAGAGAGGGGGGACGACUCGGAGGUGCCAGGAGGAAGCACUGCAGACGAACGGUUAAGCGGCAGCAGCAACAGCAGCAGCGACCACUCUAUUAAAAGUAAUUUUUUUUUAAUUUGACCAGGUAUCACCCCACUGAGCUGUAUAGCUCUUUUUUCAGAAGUGACCUGACCGCAUAUGAUAGCUCAACAAAGUGGCCGAUCACGCGCGAUUUUUUUUUUUGGAGCCGAUGAAUCUAUAACGCAUGUUUCUAAAUGUGGAGCGAAAAACCAGAGGGCCUGGCUAAAAAUACGCGCGACCACGGUGAGAACACGCAAACUCCAAAUAUACAGCAGGCGUCAGGGUCAGCAACAAAAUCCAGAACCUCCUGUAUACCAGGCGAGCUAGUUAACAUCUCGCCACCAAGGCGCCCACUCGGUCAGGAGCCGGCACCCAAUUCCCCUGUGAGAUCUGCACUGUAAUCUGUUGGCCGCCCUGGUAAAUACUGCGCACAGUCUACCUCACAGCAGGCUACGGCUCCUCCAUCGACGCCCAUGGGGAAGUGAGUUCCACAAUAACAUCUGUGCAUGAUCCACCAACCCCCGUUGCUGUCUGCGCAGCGCUGGACCACUACAGGCAGCCACGUGCAGCAUCGUAGGCAGCAGGACCGCAGCCCGGCAUCACGGAUUUUAGUUUCGGCUUUUUAAAAAAAUUAUGAUUUCUCUGCUGACUUCGUGUGACGCGCCCUGGUGAUGCUUGAUGCGGUUGCAAGCGAAACGUCGUGUCUCUGUAGUUGAUGAAGUCUGCGGUGAGGAUUUUGCCUUUCAACUCACCGGCGACCUUCCCGGUGGCCGGGUUUUAACGCCGAACAUUUUGCCAGAUUUUCAGGUUGGCCAAACAUCCCCAAAAAAUAUAUAUAAAUUACGGAUCAGAUGUGGAACGACAAAAUCAUUAUGCGGGCAAAGUCUCCUUCGCCUAUCCGUCAUAUUGAAGGAGAUGGAUUGUCUGCUUGUAUGUUCUGUUAUUUACUGUCUCUGCAGUGACACUGGUUACUAUUUUGAGACGUGCAAUAUGUCCAUUGCCUGAUGACGCCUGCUUCAUUUUUGCAACCUUCUGCUGCGUAAUAAAGUGAAUGAUCGCAUGGCGUCGGUUGAGACAUU
This is a messenger RNA of Petromyzon marinus (sea lamprey), 2446 nucleotides long. RefSeq lists its product as uncharacterized. NCBI's taxonomy places the organism in Eukaryota, Metazoa, Chordata, Hyperoartia, Petromyzontiformes, Petromyzontidae. The record is from RefSeq and is a predicted model, not a curated record.